Symbiodinium necroappetens is the source of this 693-nucleotide messenger RNA. NCBI's taxonomy places the organism in Eukaryota, Dinophyceae, Suessiales, Symbiodiniaceae. The record is from the annotation of a GenBank genome assembly.
AUGGACAAGUCAGACAUAGAGACAGCGCAUGCUCUGCCGCCGUACAGCCUUUUCUUGGCCCUGGAUGGAGAGGCAGAGAAGGUCCAGCGCACUCCAGAGUCCCUCAGGGACCCGCUCACGUCUGCCAUUCUGCGUGAGUUUCCGAAUGAGGCGCUUUUGAAGCGCGACAGCUUGGCUAUCUUAGAAUGUCUGGCGAGCGAGUACGAGCUGGACAUCGCCUCUGUCGAGGCUGCGCAUGCGACGAACCGGGAGUUCACCAUGCUCAAGUCGCGAGGGUGGACCCCGUCGUUGGACUCUGUCUCAGCACGAUUUUGCCUGAGACAAUCCAACUGGUCCACGCGUGCCGCCGUGCCUUUGCUGGCCAGGCCUCGUCGGCAAGGCAAACCUCGUCGCCGUGGCAAGAUGGGGCAGCGUGUUGGUGGGGGACCUUGGCGAGCUUUUACCCACGACAAGGCGCGAGGCACCCGUAUGGAUCCCACGGCUCUGAGCCGUGAGUACAAGGCCUUGAGUGACGAGGAGUUUGCGAAGUACCGAGACGCUGGGAAGGCGGCAACGGCUGCGCAUCAGAUGGGUCUCCAGCCUUUUGCACGCGAGCCUGGCCAAGGUCUGCUACGCCUGCCAGCCAGCAUGGCAGCUGCAGCGGCCUUGGCGGAUGCGCCACAGCCUGGCACGAUGACAGCCACUGGCGCCAUC